CUAAAAUGGCCGUAUUACUGCAAAGGUUUGUUUCUUUAAUCUUACGUGGCACAAUAUAAAUACAUUGUGUUUUUAUGCUUCAUAAUAUCUAAUUGAAUAUGCUGUUAAAAGAGCACUAGUUCUCUUUGGAAAACUAUAUAUUUACUGUGAAUAAACGUAGAGAGUUCUACUACCAUGUAUAGACAGUCGAACUCUGGAAACAAAAUUGUGUACAGUGUGCUAAGAUGUGUUGUGCUUUUGCUGUGUGUGCUGUUGAUAUGUCAGGCUAGUCCUGAGCCUCCCAAUGUGGACCAGCGUGAAGAGGAUAUAGAGGCACUGCCAGAAGAAACAGUUCAUCAACAUCAUGCUGAUCUGUCAAAGGACACGGGCAAGACUCAAGGUGAAGAGCAGAAAAAUUCUGCAGAGUCUGUAGUUCAUGCAGAAGAUAAAUCUGGUAAGUUUACCAUUGAUUCUGAAAUAAAUCUCAAAUCUGAUUCAAAACAUGACCAAAAUCUCUUAAAUAAGGACAAUAGGUAUGAGCAGCAGCAUCAAUAUAAAGAACAGCAGCAGGAGACUCACCACAGAGACCAGGCUCAACAUCAUCAUGAUUCUAAACAGACGGUUUCGUCACCGCUAAAUAAAGAGGAUAAUGAUUUAAAACAGCAGCAGCAGAUUGAUAAGCAGGUCCUGGAGAAGCAACUUAAGGAUCGGGAACAACUUUUAAAUUCACAGCAGCAUGAACAACAGAGUCCUGGUAAAGACAAGUUUGACAAAGGACAGGAGAACUUGCAGUAUUCACAAGAAGAUGUUAAGCAGCAGACUGAGUCAUCUGUUCUGGAGCAGCAUCUUGGGGAUGAGGAACAACUGAUGCUUUCACAGCAACAUGUAGAGCACAGGCCAGACCAGCAUUUGUCCACAAAGGAUCGUGAUAAACAGGAACAGUGGUCAGAUUCACACCAGAAUGUAGAUCAGAGUCAUGAUCAGCAGAAUGCAGCUCAGUUAGAUUCACAUCAGGACCUAAAGAUAAAUACUGAUGAACUGCAUAAUAGGCACCAGGAGUCGCGACAGAAGCAAGUUUCAUUAAAUCAAGAGCAGCAUUCUUCUUUGCAUCCGGGGCACCAUGAACCAGACCUGCAGCAACAAGAUCAAGAGCAGCAUGUGUAUGAUGAACCAAAAUAUCGGCACCAUGGUUCACAAAAUCGGGUUCCAGUGGACCAACAGCAGCAUAUGUAUGAUGAACCAAAAUAUCAGCAUCAUGGUUCACAAAAUCAGGUUCCCUUAGAUCAACAGCAUCAGGUGUACGAUGAACCAAAAUAUCAGCACCAUGGUUCACAAAAUCAGGUUCCAAAUGACCAAGAGCAACAUAAACCGAAGCAUCAGCUUGGAGAUAUCAGAGAGGAACAUAUUUCAGAUCAUCAUGAGAGACCACAUACACCACAGGAGGGUCUACAGCAUACACCACAGCAUGACCAGCAAUCUCAUAAAUCUUUUCAGUCUGUGGAUAACCAACAGCAUGAAGAACAUGUAAAUCAACCACAAGAAAAACAACAGGGACAUGAAAAUCAGGUAGGUCCAGGUGACCAAAAGACAAAAGAAAAUCAGAAUAAGGAGUCAAUAGACUUUCAAAAUGAAGAGCUAGGUUUGCCAAGAGAUAACUUGAAAACACAAGACAAAAUUGAUGGUGAUGAUUUGACAAAACAGUUUAACAGAGAAAGGAAAAUACUGGAAAGUCUGAAGGAGCCAUUUGAUCGAAGUCUUCUUGACAUGAAAGCUGUAGAAACCAUUUUCAAGGAGGUGGACAACACAAAGAAAAUAACAAUUAUAUUAUAUAAACCUGAUGAAUUUGGUUUUGUUAGAUCAACUACUUACGUCCAGACCAUGAUGGCUGAUAACAAAGUGCACACAGAAUCUGAAACAAAGGUUGUCAAGCACAUACCAGAGCUUGUCACUCACAAGGACGUGCUUGAGAAGGAGCUGGCCAAGAUGAAAGAUAAACCUGUUAGCCCUGAGCCUCCCCCGGUUGCAGAAUCAGAACUGACACCUCAACAGAAACAGGCUCAAGAAUUAUUUUCUAAAGGAGAAGCACUAAUAAACUCAACUUUUGUCCAAGAUUACAGUCAGGCGUAUCUGUAUUUUCAACAAGCUGCAGACCUCAAUCACACCAGAGCCCUAGAGUAUGUUAGCUUUGGGUAUUUGUUUGGAGAUUAUUUGCCACAGAAUAUUACAAAGGCAAAGGAAAUCUUUGAAGAUUUAUCUUUGAGAGGUCACCCAAGGGGUCAGCUGGGUCUAGGAUUUCUGUAUGGUGCUGGUUUUAUUUUCAACUCCAGUCAAGCACGGUCGCUGGUGUACUUGACAUUCAGUGCUCUUGGUGGAGAACCUUUAGCUCAGAUGGCUUUGGGUUACCGCUACUGGUCAGGUGUCGGAGUGGAGAUGAAAUGUGAAACAGCUCUCACUCACUACAAGAAAGUAGCUGCUAAAGUUGCUGAUGCAGUGUCCAUCAGUGGAGGUCCCACAGUUCAGCGUAUUCGUCUACAGGAGGAGGCCGAGAGUCAGAGUGGAAACAGUCCACUGCUGGACGAUGAUCUGCUGCAGUACUACCACUUCCUGGCUGACAAGGGAGAUGUUCAGGCUCAGGUUGUACUGGGACAGCUGUAUUACCAGGGAGGUAGAGGAGUACCAGUCAACCAUGAGCAAGCGCAUCAUUACUUUCUGAUAGCUGCCGAAUCAGGAAAUGCUAAUGCUUUAGCCUACUUGGGGAAGAUGCACAGUGAAGGUAGCCCGGUUGUGAAGCAGAGUAACCACACAGCCAUGAGCUACUUCAAGUUUGCAGCUGACAAGGGCAACCCAAUAGGACAGAGUGGUUUGGGCCUGAUGUUCCUGCACGGUCACGGCGUGGAGAAAGAUCCCACCAAGGCGUUCCGCUACUUCACACUGGCUGCCGAUCAAGGCUGGGUCGAUGGCCAACUUCAGCUGGGAAUUCUCUACUUUAGUGGUAUUGGAGUUCGUCGAGACUAUAAGAUGGCAGUGAAAUACUUCAAUCUGGCAUCUCAAGGGGGUCAUGUGCUGGCCUUCUACAACCUUGCUCAGAUGCACGCCACAGGAACCGGCGUCCUCAGAAACUGUCACACAGCUGUUGAGCUGUACAAGAAUGUAGCUGAGCGCGGCCGGUGGUCGGAGAUGUUGAUGGACGCUCACCGGCUGUACAAGGAUGGACACGAAGACUCGGCCGUUAUUAAAUACAUGUUCCUCGCAGACCUCGGCUUCGAAGUGGCUCAGUCUAACGUGGCUUACAUCUUGGAUCGAGUUACCAGUGUGUUUGUUUCAGGUGAAACUCAUCAGUUUCCACAAUAUGAAACUUACCAGAGAGCUCUACUGCAUUAUACUCGAGCAGCCAGUCAAGGCUCAACUAUAGCCCGAGUGAAGAUGGGUGACUAUCACUACUAUGGGUUUGGCACAGAGAUAGACUAUGAAUCAGCUGCCACCCACUACCGGGUGGCUUCAGAACAGCAGCACAAUGCCCAGGCUAUGUUCAACCUUGGCUACAUGCAUGAGCGAGGACUGGGGCUCAAACAGGAUGUUCAUCUGGCAAAGAGGUUCUAUGAUAUGGCUGCGGAGACCAGCAUGGAUGCCCAGAUCCCAGUCACCAUGGCGUUGGUCAAACUUGGUCUCUUUUACGGUUCAGAGGUCUUCAGCAAAGAGUUUGAUGGGUACAGUAAAAUGGUGAAAGGACUGGAUCCACGACUCUUCCUUGGUCCAGACUGGGACUUAUAUUUAAUUACAUUUUUAUCAUUAGUUUUAGGUCUUAUCAUAUUACUAAGAACGGUGAGGUGACACUAGGGAGUAAUGUGAUAUUUAUAUGUUUCACUCUUGAUUAAACAGUAGAAUAUU
Gigantopelta aegis is the source of this 3867-nucleotide messenger RNA. RefSeq names its product protein sel-1 homolog 1-like. NCBI's taxonomy places the organism in Eukaryota, Metazoa, Mollusca, Gastropoda, Neomphalida, Peltospiridae. Gene Ontology annotation, biological process: ERAD pathway. Bases 175 to 3810 code for a protein of 1211 amino acids. Gene Ontology annotation, cellular component: endoplasmic reticulum membrane. The transcript has 20 exons. The record is from RefSeq and is a predicted model, not a curated record. Gene Ontology annotation, molecular function: protein binding.